CACGGUCGCUGGCUUGCCCUGGUGCUGGCUGUCGGUGUCAGGGGGGGGCCGAGGCGGUGACUUUUUCUUUGUCAGUCUGGUGAUGGUGUGGAGAGGACGGGUGUUGCUGAGGCAAGCAGAGACGAGCUCUUGCAAUAGGCGGCUGGUCGUCCGUACUGCACACCACCCCAAGGCAUGCCCGGCUCUUGCCGUCGCGCCACAAAAUUCCCGAACGGGAGGCGUUUUCUUUUUCUGACACUGACCGGUCUGCGGCCAAGAUGGAAGAAAGGUCCGCGGACGAAUCGGCAUGUUGCAAUCUGUCGGCGAUCUGCAGUGACAUCGAAAGACGUCGCAGGCAAUUGCAGGCAUCUGCAGGCAUUGGAGUGGCAUCGGACAAAUAAAACAAAAAUGCCCGCGGCACUCAUCGUGGAGGUACAGUGGGCAGGCAGGCGGGGACAAGAGCAGAGAGCGUGCGUUCCCUUGACAUCAACAAACAUCCUGAAGAAUUAUCCAAGCAGGCGUUUUGAAAAACAUCUGACUCUUUGUUCAUCACGACGCAGCAUCUGGGUCCCCUUCUGUCCCAGCUUCACGAGGGAGGAACUAAAUACGUGUGUGUGGUGUGGUGUAUGGCAAGCAGACGAGGUAACUGCACGCAUCGUUCCCAUCCUGUUCGCCAUCCGGCCACCAGCCGCCUGAGGGAGGAGGCUCCCUUUGUGGUCUUCCAAAGCAUUUCUCUCAUGACAUGGACUAUCUGAAAUGUCGCUUCCACCUACCUCUCCUGGAGAGG
This is a messenger RNA of Microdochium trichocladiopsis, 766 nucleotides long. RefSeq lists its product as uncharacterized. Bases 175 to 675 code for a protein of 166 amino acids. The record is from RefSeq and is a predicted model, not a curated record. The transcript has a single exon. NCBI's taxonomy places the organism in Eukaryota, Fungi, Ascomycota, Sordariomycetes, Xylariales, Microdochiaceae.